Branchiostoma belcheri (Belcher's lancelet) is the source of this 3513-nucleotide messenger RNA. RefSeq lists its product as uncharacterized. The transcript is spliced from 15 exons. NCBI's taxonomy places the organism in Eukaryota, Metazoa, Chordata, Leptocardii, Amphioxiformes, Branchiostomatidae. Bases 225 to 2801 code for a protein of 858 amino acids. The record is from RefSeq and is a predicted model, not a curated record.
CUCUGAGUCUUUUAUUUUUGUGGCCUGUCACCCAUUGUCAUUCCUGUACCAAGCAUUUGCAUACUGAGCUUCACCAAGCCUGCCCGUGCAGUUGUCUUAUGGACAGUCUUGGAGACAGAAGUGAAAUCACCCAGCAGAAAGCAACAGUCACAGUGUGUACAUGUCUGAAAAUGGUUUAUGGAUAACUGAGACUCAGUGUCGCUGCCUCGGUGACUGAAAAGACCAUGGCCAUGGCUCUGUGUGAGUACUGUGCUCUGCCUGCGCUAGACGGCUGUCCCCUCAAGAGGUGCGGUCUGUGCAAAGAUGUUUUCUACUGCAGCAAAAGUCACCAGGAACUGCAUUGGCCGGAACAUAAAGACCUAUGCCGAGCUGCAAGAGCCAUCCACCUGGAAAUGACUGAAGAGAUCAUUCAGCACUUGUUUCAAGAGAGUACAACAGAGUGUGACAUUGAAGACUUAUCUUCAACACCCGUUGACAUUGGAGAAGAGAAUAAACCACCAGAGGGGACUACGUCUGACCAACUUGAAGAUGAUGCACUAGAACUAGAAGACGUGACACAUCUGUUCUUUGGGGAAACAAACGAAGAACCUGAACUGGAAGACAUGACACAUCUGUUCUUUGGGGAAACAAACAAAGAACCUGAACUGGAAGACAUGACACAUCAGUUCUUUGGGGAAUCAAAUGAAGAACCUCAACAGGAAGGAGCAAGGCGUCGUAUCUUGGGAAAGAUUGCAACAGAGAGGACUUCAGCAGAAUCCAUCCAUGCCAUACUAUCAGCAGACUGCUGCACAAAGAAGUGCCUGAGGCAUUUCACAUACGGGGAGGCUGAAGCUCGUCGUAAGGCCUUUUGGAUUGACUGCUCUCAGUCAGAAGCAAGGGACUACAUCCUCACAAGCUUCAGAAUGGGCGACGCUGGUGCAAGCCAUCCUAAAUUCCACAUCAGUGGAAAAGCUGUAUGCCACAAGGCUUGGAUAAAGCUCAAUGGUAUCAGUACUUCAAGGUACUACAGCUACCUUCAGCAGUACAAGUGUGGCCAAAUCCAAAACACAGAACACGGCCGUCAAGGCAACGACUACCCCACAGAGAGAAGCCUUUGUGCACAAGUGUGGCUGGAAGGGUUGGCAGCAAAGGACGGAGAUAAGAUGCCGAAUUCUGAACAGAUUCUCCUCCCCGCAUCCUGGACGAUGAAUGAUGUCUAUCUCUUCUAUCAAGAGGAGAACAAGGAUGACCCAGUCAAACCACUGAAAAGAACACAGUUCUUCAAAGUGUGGCGAACACAGUGCAAACACAUAAGAAUUCCGAAGUUCAGCAGAUUCGCAAAAUGCACGAUGUGUGACAACAUCAAGAAAGCUCUGCUCGAGGCCAGAAAUAAGAAAGACAGAGAAGAUGUCCGCAAUGCAAGGUCUCACCACAUUCUUCUCCAAAAGCUUCAGAGGAUGAAAUACUACAAACACUCACGGAAGGCUAGGAGAAACCCUGAGCAGUACAUGUCAGUCAUUAUAGAUGGCAUGGACCAAGAGGCAACAUUGCUGCCCCAUUAUGCACAGACUACAAAGGAUGACCAUGGCUUAUGGCGACUGAAGACCCAAGUCACUGGUGCACUGUCACAUGGAGAAAGGAAGUGUUAUGCAAGGGUCGAUCAUAUGCAGUAUCCCCAUGAUACGAACCUUACCCUAAACUUCCUAACAGACAUUCUCGUCCAGGCUGCAGAGGAAAAGGAAGGGCAUCUACCUCCCGUGCUUUAUAUCCAGAUGGAUAAUAAAGCUGGUGAGUGCAAAAACCGGUGGAUACUUGCCUACUGCUGUGCACUGGUGCACCUCGACAUCGUGAAGAAGGUAAAAGUGUCAUACCUCAUGGUUGGUCAUACCCACGAGGAUAUUGACCAACUAUUCAGUAAGAUACAAUCGCUGCUGAGGAGGAAGUCUGCAACCACAAUGGAUGCACUGCUACAAGUGAUAGAGGAGAGUUACACUCCCAAGCCCAAAGCGACAACAAUACAUGCCAACAGCAUGUUUGACAUCAAAGACUGGCUGGACCAAGAGAUGUCUGACAUGGACCACCACAACCUCCCCCAUGCUUUCAAAGUGCAGAAAGAGAAUGGGGAGGUCUGUAUGUACUACAAAAUGUGGUCGUCAGACAAAUCUUGGUCCCUGCCAACACCAAAGCCAGGAGUGAGUCAUCAGGCACCCUUAAACCACGUGCCAAUUGGCCAGCCAAAACUGCAGAAGCCAAAUCCAUAUGUCCACCAAAGGAAGCUGUCUGCUACAGUAAAAAAGCUGUCAGAUGUCAGCAAGUUGUCCGCGGAAGAAACAGCUUGGUGGGCAAGCUUCAUCGCCGACAUCUCAAAGCCAAGGGCCCCAGAAGAGAGAGGAGACUGGGGACUUCUCCAGCUGGGAAGACACUCUAAUGCAACACAUGGAGAUGAAGACGACAUGGAGCUGCUACCACUACAGUUCACCAUCAAUCAGAUGAUGGAAAAGCAUUACCAGCAACCAGAGGUCUUCAUUGGCUCCAAAGCAUCCUACUUAAAGAGGAAGAUGGCACUGGAGAGAAGUGCUGCCAAGAAGAAACAGAAAGACGGCACCCAGUCUGAAGCCCCAGGAACCACAGCUGCUGCUGGGAAGGGACGAGGGACAGCUGCUGCUGGGAAGGGACGAGGGACAGCUGCUGCUGGGAAGGGACGAGGGACAGCUGCUGCUGGGAAGGGACGAGGGACAGCUGCUGCUGGGAAGGGACGUGGCAGAACGACACCUGCUCCUGGGAAAGGCCGUGGGAGAGGGAGAACCACUGGCAAAAAUUAAGCAUUAACGGGGGAUGCCCUUACAUCAAAUGCUUUUUUACGCAUUUGAACUCCAUGGCACUCCAUCCCUAGUUGUAAGAGAGUGGUCAGAUUUUGAUAUAUGGAUUUUGGAAACAUUCAUGUAAGAUGUUCAAGAGACAAUGUGAGAUGUUUUCAUGAAUGUACCUUCAUGAAUAUGGUAUGCUAGACAAUGUGUCCUAACUUUGCAUGCUUUUGUAGUUUUGCUGUCUUCAGAACUCGGUGAUGAAUUCAAUUAAAUGGAAAUGAUAACUUAAUUUUGUGAUAUUUCAGCUUUUGUUUGAUGGUAAAAUUGUGAUUCUGUAUACUUCUCGUCUCAAGAGAGGAGCGUAGUAUCAAACACAAUCAGUUCAAGACUUGUUUAAAGUUACCUUAAAGUAGUACUCGAGUGUGAGUUUUUGAUUUCAUAUUAUAUAGUUGUGACGUGAGUAGACGCAUUCAAAUCUACCACUCUAAAGCAGGCAAAUGAUGCAGUGACACAAGUUUUCAGAGUAAAAUACUCUGUGAUAUCAACCUCCUUGAUCUAGACCAAUAGACUAAGUGCAAAAAAUUUGGUGUUUUGUAGAAAUAUUGGAAAAGCAGUUGCAGACAACGACUUAGAAUAUCUAUUGAAAUGGCUGCUGGACUGGAUACCACUGCAAAUAAAAAUGUUUUUAUUCAACUACCUGACUUAUUCUCCUUGCCAAGACUGAUAG